Molecule: messenger RNA, 1617 nt
Organism: Anopheles nili
Lineage: Eukaryota; Metazoa; Arthropoda; Insecta; Diptera; Culicidae
Product: thyrotropin-releasing hormone receptor-like
Exons: 4
Coding region: 49-1617 (522 amino acids)
Biological process (GO): G protein-coupled receptor signaling pathway
Cellular component (GO): plasma membrane
Molecular function (GO): thyrotropin-releasing hormone receptor activity
Source: RefSeq, a predicted model, not a curated record
GAGCUCACCGAUGGAACCGCUUCCGCCGGCUUUAACGAUUCCAGCGAAAUGCCCCAAAUUCCGGAGUACAUCCGGGCGACGUCGAUGGUGUUCUGUAUCAUUAUCAUGUGUCUCGGUGUUAUCGGCAACAUUAUGGUCCCAAUCGUCAUACUCAAGACGAAGGAUAUGCGCAACUCGACCAACAUCUUUCUCACCAACCUAAGCAUCGCGGAUCUGCUCGUCCUGCUCGUCUGCACACCGACCGUGCUGGUCGAGGUCAACUCACCACCCGAAGUUUGGGUGCUCGGAGAGGAAAUGUGCAAGGCGGUUCCGUUCGUGGAGCUAACGGUGGCACACGCAAGCGUCCUCACGAUACUGGCCAUAUCCUUCGAGCGCUACUACGCCAUCUGCGAACCGCUCAAGGCGGGCUACGUGUGCACGAAGACGCGCGCCCUGCUCAUUUGCCUCGCGGCCUGGACCGUCGCGGCCAUCCUAACGAGCCCGAUCCUGUUCUUUGCCGAGUACAGUGUGCAGCCGUACCUAGAUGGCAGCCGGGCAGCGAUGUGCCUGACGAAGGCCUCAAAUGGUUGGACGUUCACCUUCUUCCUGAUGACGAUCUCGCUGUUCUUCGUACUGCCGUUGGCCAUCCUGAUCGUGCUGUACGCAAUCAUCGCCCGCAAUCUCAUCGCCAGUGACCGGUCGCGGUUGAAGAUCCGAUUGAGCAAACCUGAGCUGAGUCACAAAGCCCGCAAGCAGGUCGUACUGAUGCUCGGUGCGGUUGUGCUCGCCUUCUUCACCUGUCUGCUGCCAUUCCGGGUACUUACACUUUGGAUCAUCAUCGUGCCGGAGGAAACGUUCCAGCAGUUGGCGCCCGAGCGAUAUUACAACCUGCUCUACUUCAGUCGCAUCAUGCUCUACCUCAACUCAGCCGUCAACCCGAUCCUGUACAACCUGAUGUCGUCAAAGUUCCGCAAGGGUUUUCUACGGCUGUGCAGCUGUUCGCACUGGGCCAGUAGCUAUCGAGGCGGUCGCAAGGGUCGUAACCGAUCGGCCACCUUCACUACAACGACCAACACCACAACCACCACGAGCUCGACAUUUGCAGGACACCAUUCGCUGGGGCCAACCGGAGGACUCGAGUCGGAUGUCAACGGAUUUGGGACAGAUAGGAAAGCAGGCCCACAAAAGCUUACCCUUUCGUUGGACGAUUUGCGUGUGUUACGGACUCCAGUUGCGAAUGGACAUCCAAGCUCACCGUCGUCCUUUUACCGUAUCAACCUAGUGCGACAGUACUCGAGCCCUCUGCUGGUGUUCACAGACCCCGGGCCAGUACGACCACCAACCGGCAAUCGAAGCGCUCUCAAACGGGCUCAGUUCGGAGUGACCUUCGACGAGCCCACGACUCUACUGACAUCGGCUGAAGCGGAACAACUGCUUCUUCGAAUCGAGCCUCACUCAAGCCCAGGUCCUAAGAUGGCACCACGUGGUGUAGGGCUGCGUAAACCGCUCCGAUUCAGAUUGCCUCGAUUUGGACCACGCCGAUCGGUGGUCAAUGGUGGUGGACGCAGAGCCACCAUGAAGCAGCUGUCACUGGACGAAACUUUGCUAGCGGCGGCCAUUGCCGGGCGAAAAGUUUGA